UAUUUGUUGUUAUUUUUGACGUUGCUGAUGUUAUCAUUGCCUUUGGUCAUUAUCUCUGUUGUGUGUAUUAUUAUUAGCUGGUGCGAGGUGAGCGGUCCUGACAACACUGUUAUCAUGUCCGAAAAUCCUGUGUUGAUAUUUUUGUUCAGUGGCAAACGCAAAUCAGGCAAGGACUACAUCACUGAUUUAUUACAACAGAGACUGGAUGAUGCCCAAUGUCAAACCAUACGAUUAUCUGGCCCUAUCAAGCAACAGUUUGCAAAAACCAACUGCUUGGAUUACUCCCAGCUGUUAACAGCCUCAGAAUAUAAGGAAAAAUACCGUCUUGAAAUGAUCGCUUGGAGUGAAUCAAAACGUGCCGAAGAUAUUGGGUUUUUCAUCAGAGCGGCCAUAGACAUGUAUGAAG
Messenger RNA from Homarus americanus (American lobster), 406 nucleotides. Its product is annotated as phosphomevalonate kinase-like. NCBI's taxonomy places the organism in Eukaryota, Metazoa, Arthropoda, Malacostraca, Decapoda, Nephropidae. Gene Ontology annotation, biological process: cholesterol biosynthetic process; isopentenyl diphosphate biosynthetic process, mevalonate pathway. Gene Ontology annotation, cellular component: cytoplasm. Gene Ontology annotation, molecular function: phosphomevalonate kinase activity. The record is from RefSeq and is a predicted model, not a curated record.